UUUCUUUUCUCCACCACCUAAAUAUAGGCAACAACUCAAACAAAACAUCUUUUACGCAGCAGUACCAGUGACCAGUGUACCACCAGUCCACUAUUCCCCAUUUUCCAGUUCCUUCACUGCGCGCAGCUUAAGCUUUUUGCCGGUAUUUGCAUUGUUAUGGUGGGAAUCGGAAGUUUGGAGUAUGAAUUACUUUCCCUUGUUGAAGUGUCGAGUGUCUGACACGGGAUUGUAGGACGUUCUUGACUUGAAGCUAAAUGGCGACUGUCCCAGUUAACCCAAAACCUUUCUUGAACAAUUUGACUGGAAAGCCCGUCAUUGUGAAGCUGAAGUGGGGAAUGGAGUACAAAGGUUAUCUUGUGUCGGUUGAUAGCUACAUGAACCUACAGCUGGCAAAUACAGAAGAAUAUAUUGAAGGCCAGAAGACUGGAGAUCUUGGAGAGAUCCUCAUCAGGUGCAACAAUGUCUUGCAUCUUCGUGGAGUUCCUGAGGAUGAGGAGAUAGAUGAUGCAGACCAAGACUGAAGAAUACUUUUGUAUUGCUCAUGAUACAGCUUGGAAUUAUACCAGCUCAUCUGAGAGGCUAUAUUUGGGGAAUAGGGGGUAGAAACUACUGGCUGAGAUGGAUAUGAUUCGUUCUCGUAUGUAAAAGAAUGACUUAAUUCAAGAUAAGGAACUGGAAUUUCUGUUCUCAGAUGUCAUGUUUAUGGCUUUAAAAGAGUUCCUUAACAUUUCAGAUUAGAAUUCUGAGAUCCUGUUAUUUGUUCGGACUGAAAAGCAUCAUAAGUGUUUUCUAUGAUGUCUUUAAAUGAUACACUUAACUAAGAAUCCCAAUGUAGAACAUAUGAGAAUAAUUAAGACUUUGGGUGUACAAUACUAUGGGCCUGUUUUUCCUAGCUUA
Beta vulgaris subsp. vulgaris (sugar beet) is the source of this 897-nucleotide messenger RNA. RefSeq names its product probable small nuclear ribonucleoprotein F. The transcript is spliced from 7 exons. Gene Ontology annotation, cellular component: U1 snRNP; catalytic step 2 spliceosome. Gene Ontology annotation, molecular function: RNA binding. Gene Ontology annotation, biological process: spliceosomal snRNP assembly; mRNA splicing, via spliceosome. The record is from RefSeq and is a predicted model, not a curated record. NCBI's taxonomy places the organism in Eukaryota, Viridiplantae, Streptophyta, Magnoliopsida, Caryophyllales, Amaranthaceae. The coding region runs from base 255 to 521 and encodes 88 amino acids.